AUGAAGAAGCAAGACGAAGACAAAGAUAAAAGGGAUAAGGAAGAGAAGGAAAGCAGCCGAGAAAAAAGAGAGAGAUCUCGGAGCCCAAGAAGAACUAAGAGCCGGAGUCCUUCCCCUGCUCCAGAAAAGAAGGAGAAAACGCCAGAACUCCCAGAACCUUCAGUGAAAGUAAAAGAACCUUCAGUACAAGAGGCCACUUCUACGAGUGACAUCCUGAAAGUCCCCAAGCCUGAACCUAUAUCAGAGCCUAAAGAACCUUCUCCAGAAAAAAAUUCUAAGAAGGAAAAGGAGAAGACUCGACAACGAUCUCGGUCUCGUUCCAAGUCAAGAUCCCGGACACGUUCUCGCUCUCCUUCUCACACUCGACCUAGAAGACGUCAUAGAUCCCGAUCAAGAUCAUAUUCACCUAGAAGACGGCCUAGCCCAAGACGACGACCAUCUCCUCGAAGAAGAACUCCACCAAGACGAAUGCCUCCACCACCAAGGCACCGGAGGAGUAGAUCUCCAGUAAGACGGUUCUCAGGAAUUCUUCUGCCAAAGGUGAAUUCUGCAGAAGAAGGCGCUCAUCAGCAUCCUUGUCUGGGAGUAGCUCAUCAUCCUCUUCGUCUCGUUCCCGGUCACCACCAAAGAAGCCACCCAAGAGGACAUCUAGUCCCCCUCGAAAAACUCGGAGAUUAUCUCCUUCAGCAAGUCCUCCAAGGCGACGGCACCGACCAUCACCUCCAGCAACUCCACCACCAAAAAGUCGUCAUUCUCCAACACCCCAGCAGUCAAACCGGACCAGAAAAAGUCGUGUUUCUGUUUCUCCCGGGAGAACUUCAGCAUGCCUGCCAGCCCACGCAGGUCCUGAACGGCGAACCCAGGUCUGGUGAGCGCUGA
Messenger RNA from Elephantulus edwardii (Cape elephant shrew), 879 nucleotides. Its product is annotated as serine/arginine repetitive matrix protein 1-like. NCBI's taxonomy places the organism in Eukaryota, Metazoa, Chordata, Mammalia, Macroscelidea, Macroscelididae. The transcript has 7 exons. The coding region runs from base 1 to 879 and encodes 292 amino acids. The record is from RefSeq and is a predicted model, not a curated record.